AGCACUAUAAGCUAUAGCAAGCUCGAAACAGCCUAAUCAAAAUGAAAGGAGUUCAUUUACUUGUUGCUUUUCUCCUUCUGGUUUUGUCUUCCUCAUAUGUCUUUGCCUUUGACCCUAGCCCUCUUCAGGACUUUUGUGUAGCCAUCAAUGGCAGCAAAGAUGGUGUGUUUGUCAAUGGAAAGUUCUGCAGGGACCCAGUGCUUGUAACAGCAGAUGAUUUCUCAUUUUCUGGUCUCAAUAUUCCUAGAAAUACAACAAACCAAGUUGGGUCCAACGUCACUCUCUUAAAUGUUGACAAAAUACCAGGACUUAACACUCUUGGCAUAUCCUUAGCUCGUAUAGACUUUGCACCAUAUGGUGGCCUAAACCCACCCCAUACUCACCCUCGUGCCACUGAAAUCUUGGUAGUCUUGGAAGGCACCCUCUAUGUUGGUUUCGUCACAUCAAACCCGAAUCGCCUCAUCACCAAGGUCUUAAAUGCAGGAGACGUUUUCGUUUUUCCAAUUGGCCUCAUUCACUUCCAAUUCAAUAUUGGAAAUACUAAUGCAGUGGCUUUUGCUGCUUUGAGUAGCCAAAAUCCCGGAGUCAUCACAAUAGCAAAUGCAAUCUUUGGAUCUAAUCCACCUAUUAAUCCAGAUGUUCUUGUCAAAGCAUUCCAAGUCGAUAAGAAUGUAGUGAACUAUCUUCAGAAACAGUUCUGGGUCAACAAUCACUAGAAUCAUAUUCGUAUAUAUGGAAUAAUCGUGAACCAGUACUAGAAUGAUUGAUAUUUUUCUGUAAUAAAGUAAGGAGGGGCUUCUGCGUAGCUCUCUCGAUGUUGAUUUUUAUUUUAUUAAUGAGAUAAUAAUUGUUAAGUGCUCUCUCUCUCUCGCUCUUUC
Molecule: messenger RNA, 878 nt
Organism: Hevea brasiliensis (rubber tree)
Lineage: Eukaryota; Viridiplantae; Streptophyta; Magnoliopsida; Malpighiales; Euphorbiaceae
Product: germin-like protein subfamily 1 member 7
Exons: 2
Coding region: 42-716 (224 amino acids)
Cellular component (GO): cell wall
Molecular function (GO): manganese ion binding
Source: RefSeq, a predicted model, not a curated record